Camelus dromedarius (Arabian camel) is the source of this 9361-nucleotide messenger RNA. It is a transcript of the gene KDM7A, whose product is annotated as lysine demethylase 7A. Gene Ontology annotation, biological process: protein demethylation; regulation of transcription by RNA polymerase II. NCBI's taxonomy places the organism in Eukaryota, Metazoa, Chordata, Mammalia, Artiodactyla, Camelidae. The coding region runs from base 73 to 2901 and encodes 942 amino acids. The transcript is spliced from 20 exons. The record is from RefSeq and is a predicted model, not a curated record. Gene Ontology annotation, molecular function: transcription coregulator activity; histone demethylase activity.
CGCUGGCUGGCGGCUGCGCUCGCUCCAGUCGGCGAGCGGAGCAGCGAGCGAGCGUGUGUGUGUUUUUUAAAGAUGGCCGGAGCGGCGGCGGCGGUGGCCGCGGGAGCAGCAGCUGGAGCCGCCGCGGCAGCCGUGUCGGUGGCGGCUCCGGGUCGGGCCUCGGCGCCCCCGCCGCCUCCGCCGGUGUACUGUGUGUGCCGGCAGCCGUACGACGUGAACCGCUUCAUGAUCGAGUGCGAUAUCUGCAAGGACUGGUUCCACGGCAGCUGUGUUGGGGUAGAAGAACAUCAUGCUGUUGACAUUGACCUGUAUCACUGUCCCAACUGUGCAGUUCUACAUGGCUCCUCCUUGAUGAAAAAGAGGAGGAACUGGCACAGGCAUGACUACACAGAAAUUGAUGAUGGUUCCAAACCAGUGCAGGCUGGAACUAGAACUUUUGUGAAGGAAUUACGUUCUCGAGUCUUCCCAAGUGCCGAUGAAGUCAUUGUAAAGAUGCAUGGCAGCCAGCUGACACAGAGAUACCUGGAGAAACAUGGAUUUGAAGUCCCUAUUAUGGUCCCCAAAUUAGAUGAUCUAGGACUCAGGCUCCCUCCACCUACUUUUUCUGUUAUGGAUGUGGAACGUUAUGUAGGUGGUGACAAAGUGAUAGAUGUCAUUGAUGUGGCAAGGCAGGCAGACAGCAAAAUGACACUUCACAAUUAUGUUAACUACUUCAUGAACCCUAACAGACCAAAAGUGCUAAAUGUGAUCAGCCUUGAAUUUUCAGAUACAAAGAUGUCUGAAUUGGUGGAGGUUCCCGAUAUAGCCAGAAAACUUUCCUGGGUGGAAAAUUAUUGGCCAGAUGAUUCAGUCUUUCCCAAGCCAUUUGUUCAGAAAUACUGCUUAAUGGGAGUGCAAGACAGCUACACAGAUUUCCACAUUGACUUUGGUGGAACUUCAGUUUGGUACCAUGUUCUCUGGGGCGAGAAGAUUUUUUAUUUGAUAAAGCCAACAGAUGACAAUUUGGCACUCUAUGAAUCUUGGAGUUCAUCUGUGACCCAGAGUGAGGUGUUCUUUGGAGAUAAGGUGGAUAAAUGCUACAAAUGUGUGGUAAAGCAGGGACAUACCUUAUUUGUUCCUACAGGGUGGAUUCAUGCUGUGCUCACUUCUCAGGACUGUAUGGCUUUUGGGGGGAACUUCCUGCACAACCUUAACAUUGGCAUGCAGCUCAGGUGUUACGAGAUGGAAAAAAGGCUAAAAACACCAGAUCUUUUCAAAUUCCCUUUCUUUGAAGCCAUAUGUUGGUUUGUAGCCAAAAACUUGCUGGAAACCCUGAAAGAACUGAGAGAAGACGGUUUCCAGCCUCAAACUUACUUAGUACAGGGCGUGAAAGCACUGCAUACUGCUUUGAAGUUAUGGAUGAAAAAAGAACUUGUAUCUGAACAUGCCUUUGAAAUUCCAGACAACGUUAGACCUGGACAUCUUAUUAAAGAACUUUCUAAAGUAAUUCGAGCAAUAGAGGAGGAAAACGGCAAACCAGUUAAAUCUCAGGGAAUUCCUACUGUAUGUCCAGUUUCACGAUCCUCAAAUGAAGCGACUUCCCCAUACCACUCCCGACGAAGGAUGAGGAAACUUCGGGAUCAUCAUGUCCGAACUCCUUCCAACCUAGACAUCCUGGAACUCCACACGAGGGAGGUCCUCCGGAGACUGGAGAUGUGUCCGUGGGAAGAGGACAUCUUGAGCUCUAAACUGAAUGGAAAAUUCAACAAACAUCUCCAGCCAUCUUCCACGGUACCUGAAUGGAGAGCGAAAGAUAACGAUUUACGAUUACUGCUGACAAAUGGAAGGAUAAUUAAAGAUGAGAGACAGCCCUUCGCAGAUCAAAGUCUUUAUACAGUAGACAGUGAAAAUGAAGAGGAUAAAAGAAGGACAAAAAAGGCAAAAGUGAAGAUAGAAGAGAGUUCAGGAAUAGAAGGUGUGGAGAGUGAAGCGUCUCAAAAACCACUGAACAGGUUUUUAACAAGCGUGAAAUCAGAACUCAGGAAUCGAUCAUCAGAAUAUUCUGAUAUUUCUGAUUCAGAAGACUCUGGACCUGAUUGCACUGCACUGAAAAAUAAUUUUACCACUGAAGAAUCUGAAAGUUCAGGUGACGAAAAGAAACAAGAAAUAACAUCAAACUUUAAGGAGGACUCUAAUGUGAUGAGGAACUUCCUUCAAAAGAGCCAGAAGCCAUCUAGAAGUGAAAUUCCAAUUAAAAGGGAAUGUCCUACCUCGACGAGCACAGAGGAAGAAGCUAUUCAGGGCAUGCUGUCUAUGGCAGGGUUGCACUAUUCCACAUGUUUACAAAGGCAGAUACAAAGCACAGACUGCGAUGGUGAAAGACACUCUCUCCAGGAUCCCAGCAGCUGCCACAGUAGUAACCAUGAGGUCAGGCAGUUGUAUCGCUAUGACAAGCCAGUGGAAUGUGGCUAUCAUGUCAAGACUGAAGAUCAAGACUUGAGGAGUUCUUUCUGGAGUAAACAACUUGAUACAACUUCCAGAUUUAAUCUUCAGGAUCUAGGUAGAGGUCAGAAAUGCACCAAAAAGGAAGUUUCAUCAGAAAUCAGUCAGAAGGUACAAAGUAAGAAUUCUGUGGACAGCAGUGGCUCAGGCCCGCAGAAUGGAAAGUGUGUGCAGAGUUCAAGCUUGAUGUCGGGGGCGUGCCAGAUCAGUAAUGGCAGUGUAAGCCCAGAAAGGCCUGUUGGUGAAACUUCCUUUUCAGUGCCCCUUCACCCCACCAAGAGACCUGCAUCAAAUCCACCACCGAUCAGCAACCAGGCAACAAAAGGUAAACGUCCAAAAAAAGGAAUGGCAACAGCCAAACAACGCCUUGGGAAGAUCCUUAAGUUGAACAGAAAUGGCCACGCACGUUUCUUUGUGUGACGGAGCCGCGGUUGUGGCCGCCCUUCCCUUUGGAGACCAGUCUCGGGGCGCGGGAGCCUGGCGCUUCCACCGCGCCCCUGCUGAAGCAGUUUGCAUGUACAGUAGAGAACACUGCCCGGAGAACAAAAUGAACCAGAUGCUGCAUUUUCACUGUGUCACACCCACUCAGCAAUAACCAUUUUGGACCUGGUGGGGAGAGGAAGAAAGAGGGUAGAACCUUAAAAAGAGACCUUGAACUGGAAAGGGUCUCUUGUCAGGGCUUGAAUUUCAUUUUGUUGUUGGUAGUGUCUUGAUUUAUUUUCAGUGGUAGGGUAAAGAAUUAUCAAUAAUUUAUUUAAUAGAUUUUUUUUUAAAGUUAACAGCUUUUAAAUUUUCUUUUUUAAAGCUAUUUAUUUGGAAGAUUUCUGGAGAACUAUCUCACUAAUUUAGAUUUAAGAAUGUGAAGGUUUUUAAAUUAUUUUUGAUAGUGUGUGUGUUACAUGUGGGGAAAAGCCACGGUAACAGUAACUGGUCUGGACUCUUAAAUUUGAUAUUCAGGUUAAAGUCUUAAACAGGGAUUUGAUGCAUUAAUUAUUUUAAAUUAAGAUGUAUAUGAAAAUCGUUUUAUUUUAUAUAUUUCAUGUGUUUUUUAUAAGCUAUUAGCUUCGCUUUUGCUAACAUCCAAGGUGCAUACUGUUAUCCAGGUCGAUUACCUGUAUCCCACCUUCCCUCUGCACUCCCCAUCAUUUUGUGUCGACAAAACAAGACUCUUCUCUUUGCAGGGAAACACCUUCAUAGCCAAUGGGUAAGAACUACAUAAAAGAUCCCACAUUUUCUCUUAUCAUUUGACAUUGCGAUUUUCUUCUAAAUAGAAAAAUAGGCUUCUUGCAUUUUCAUUUUUUGCUGAUAAUAUCUGGGUCCCAAAGAGUACAGCUUUAAUAUCUUUUUCCUACUUGUGGAAAAAGUAGUAUUAGUUUGGUUAAAUUGUCAUAUUUGUAGCUUUUCAAAUACAUUUGUAACUACAGAGGGCCUUCUUCAUACUGCUGAUGUUGGAGGGCAGGACCAGCACCUGCCACAGAGGUUAUAUUUUAUGACGCUUUUAUUCUGUAUACCUAAUUUGUUGGAAAAUAUGAAAUAUGGUUUGACUUAGUAUAUUCAAAUCUGCAUAAUAAGCCGUAAUAUAAUAGGACUAUGCUAUAUUAAGUUGUACAGAAGCAAGCAUGUUGGAGUAGAUGAUUUGUGUGUGUGUGUAUGUGUGUGUGUGUGUGUAGUUUUUUUUAUUUCUUAACCUUCUAAAGAAUUAUUUAAGAUACAGAUUUGGAGUAAAAUGGGUGCUUUUUGCAGUUUCUUCCAUCUGUCCUAACUUAACCAGUGCGUAGUGAGGUUAAGUAUCUGGUUGGGCUUUAAGGAAUCAUUUAUUUCCUUUGUGCACAAUUUUUACUAAAUGCCAGUUUUCAGUUGCUCAUAAUAGCUUGUAUUCCCUGCCCCUCCAACCCCAAGGCAUAUAAACAAGUGAUUUCUUGGAUUGGAGAUACUCUCAAUUCUGACAGUAGAGCAUUUUACAGGUUCCUACAAAGAAAAUAUAGGCAAAGUGGAUAAAAUUUAUUUUUAUGGAGAAGAAAUAUGACCAUAUUAUGGAUUUGUCUUUUUCCACUCAGCAAAGUAGCAGGACUUUCCCUUCUGUAUUAUAUAUCACUUGAAGAGUUAAGGAAAAAAAAGUCUAUAUACCAUUAUCUUUCAUGGUUGCAUUCAAAUGCAUUAUUUUCAAAGAAAUAUUUCUUACUGUCUCCAUUUUAAUAUUUCAUUGAAUAUAUAUGAAAUGUCUGGUGGAUUAGCCUUUUUUGGUCCAGGUGACUGGACCACUGUCUGGAUCUUUUCUGGGUGUCAGGAAGAAGAAUUUUUAUGGAAGUACUAAAUGUCUUUAAUAGACCUACUUAAAUUCUAGCUACACCAUGCCAAAACUAGGUAAGAGAUAGGUACGGUCAGUCAUUUGAUUGGUCACCAGAUCUCCAGAUAUCAAAGAUGUGUGUUUGCCCAAUUCUCCCACCUUCCCCACACGAUAUACUACUGUGAUAUGUUGGUUUUCUGUAGUCACCAUUUUAGUGUUACAGUACACGUGUUUUUGCUUUGCUUUAAGAAAUAAGAAUUAAUAAUUUCUUUUUCCAGCUCUAUUAUGAUCUGGGUUCUUUUGUUGUCUUUACAUUUUUCACAGCUCUAAAUAUUUUUAAUUACCUGACUUUUUUUUUCUUUAGCUAUAAAAGUGAAAAUAAAAUAAUUUACUUCUAUGAAUUAAAAUUGUGGCCAGUAUCCACCCUGUAUACUUAGGCUGGUAAACAGCCAGUAUGUGGAAUUUUUAAGUGAAGGUACUGUGGAUUCAUUUUUGGCAAAUGUUAGACCAUUAACUGGCUAAGUUCAAAAGACUUUCAGUAAGGUUAUAUAACCACUAAAACAAAAUACGCGUACUUUUCUGUGAAUUGGUAAAAAUUCAGCCACUGAUUCAGUGACUUUCCCAGUCUAACCUCUGGUAAAAUCACUGGCUGUGACGUAUCCCUUUAUCUCAUGGAAAUGGCUGAGCUUUGAGGUAACUGCAGCCAGUAUCUGGACUCAACUGUAAUAGACAACCCUUCACCUUUCCCUCAGUCUCCUUUAUAAACAAUACUACCAUACAGACACUGCAGCUGAGGUAGGGAGGCGGCAGUGGUGGCAGUUAGCUAGUUAUAAGCAAAUACAAAUAUGUAAAACAAUUAUGAUUUAACAUAUACAGUUUUCAUUGUAGUAGUAAGUAAUGAUUUUCCUGUAUUGAUUCAGAUAAGAGACUUCUGUUAACCUGAGAUCCACUGUACUGUAAUUCAUAAUGUCACAUAAUAUUAUGCUUUUUAGUAUUGAUUGAUGAUGCAAACUGUAAAAAGCUGUUUAUAAUAGCUCAGUAUCUUAGAAAUACUUUGAACUUCAUAAGCAUCAGUUAAUUUUUACUGCAUACAAAAUUGAAAAUUCUGACCAAAACCAUCUUAUAAACUCAGAAGAUAAGCCCAUCUUUAUCACUACUUAAAUACUUAGCAUUGAAUACUGCUCUAUUUUUUAAUAAUCCUAAUUAUUGCCUUUUUAAUGAACUCUACUGUAUUUAUUCAUAUGAGAUCAACAGGUAUUUAUCAAACAUUUACUAUGUGCCCAGCACUACUUAGUACUUUGUGGGGAUAUAACGUUGAAGUUGUGGUCUCUGCUCUUGAAGGUAUCUUCUCUAGGAAAUAAGCAGUAUUAUUUUCAUUUCUAAGAAGGCUUAAGCAAAAGAGGGCCCAUUCAUAAAAAACCAAAACAAAGCAGAACUUUUAUCAGUUGCAGUGGAGAUAUACUAUAUAACUGUAGAAGUGGAAGUUGAAUUUUUUUUUAAUUUUCAAAAUUUUAAAAAGAUUUCAAAAGUUAAUAAUUUAAUGUCGGAAAUCAUAGGGGCAUGGUAUAGCAUGAAAGGGAGCAGGCGACUUGGGUGUUUGUCCCAGUUCUGCCCUUUCUGUUUCAGCUGUGUGACCCUGAGUCAGUCACUUACUCUUCCUUAGUUUUCUCAUGUGUAAAUUUGGAUCAAAAUGCAGUUAAGAAAAAUGUAGAAAAGCAUUUCUUAAUCUAUUAGAAAUAGAUUCAUACUUGCAGGGAACUUGUCAUUAUUUAAGUUACAACUGACAAUGAAUGCAUAUUUAUAUGCAUUUUUAAAUGAAAAUUGCUAUUACUCCUAAAUUUUGCUUCAUAUAUCAAAAUACAUGCCCAGAGCAUGCUACCUAAAAAAUCUGAAGAAUCUCUAACAAGGUGCUGAAUUAAACUCAGAAUCAGUGCGUGAAGUGAAAGAAAAAGGAAUGAGGUAGUUUGAGUAAGAAUGAGAAUGUAUCCUCAAGUAAUCAUUAAGAUGAUAUAAGGUAAUUAAAAGAUAGGUUUUUCUCAAAGAGUACCGCUCUACAGAUUCUGCGUACUCUUCAGGCACUAGAAUAAGGUAAAGUAGAUCAUGGAAUUACAAUGAUUUAGCAACUACCCAUGGUACUAGGGCAGAAAAAUGAGGUGAUUAAAGGCUGGGGCUCAGCAAAGACAGCUCUGAGUUGGUCAGCAGCAGCUUGUUGGGUGGAGAGAGAAAGCACUGUAGUGGUGGAGGAAGGGAGAUUCGACUCGAUGGCUUCAACUUUAAGAAAGAGACUUACUGCUGUUUUCAAGAGAUGCUCUCUGCAGUGAUAAGACUACUCUCCAAAGAGCUGAUGAAUGCUUACAUGGCCCAGUAAACUACUGCCAGAAGUAACUGUUGCAGUAUAUAAGCAUUUUAUGUUUUCAUAUGAAGAGACGAGGGUUUCGUGUAAAUUUGAAAUUUUCCCCAAAACUUCAUUUUCCUCAUUAAAUAUUAGCCCAAUUUCUCCCUCCAAAAAAGGGAAGCUCAAGAUCACCAGUCAUUUUCUGAUGCCCUAGACCUUCAUCGAAAGCAGUUUUGAGAAGGUUGAGCAUCAGGUCUUUAGCUUAGGAAAAGAGACCAAUGAAAUCCAGCGAGGGCAGUGACUUGCCGGGGGUCACGGUAGCUCCUCGACCUCUGGUAAACAGUCCCCGCUCCGUGACACUGUGCAGCCUCCGCUCAUCCUGUGGUGGCUGGUGUUGACAUGCUCGCUAGAAGCCAGGUGGAAAGAAAAGGGAAGAGGUAGUACACUCACUGCAUUGCUGUUGAACAUAAUGUAAUUUUAAUACUGUAGCCUUACUAAAAACCCGUCCCUUAAAAUUUUUGAUUUGUUUUUCAGUGAACGUCAUGCUGUAAGUCAAAUACUUGAUAUCCCUUACAUAAAAACUUUUUCAGUUCAGGACAUUAAGAAGUUAAAUGCCUAUUUCCAAAGCAACUAGCUUAUCAUGACUGACUGUGGUUUUAUUCUGUUAUAGUCAUUUUUUCCUCUUAAAUGAGGAGGGGAAAAGAAUACUUUUACCUGCAUUCUACCCCUAGUCUCCCUCUCACCCUUCGUGUCCUUUCUAGUGUCCUAAAGCUUUGUCUUAACAAGUGCAACAUUAAAUUUUUUUGUUAAAGCCUUUUUGAAACUGUAUUCAGUGAUUCUUCCAACACAUUUAUCUGCUCUGCACUAUUUCGCUAAUAAACCCUGGCUACCACGUAGCCCGUGACCUCCAAGUAGUUUACCUAUGCAAGACCUGUGACAGUCUGAACUCACUUUUCUUUAUUUCACAAAGCAGUCCUUAAUGGAACUUAAUCAUAAAGAUAAACCUUUCCUCCACCCAGUUUUAUUUUGGCCAUUUCCUUUUCAUAAUGUCAGCAAUCUUCCCCCAAGAUUUUUCACCAAAACAAUGAUCAUAAGUGCUGGAAUAUAUAAUAUUUUGCAGGAAUACUCAUAUUUCUUUGGUGGAUUUUGGUUGGUAACAGUUACCAGCAUUAAAUGUAAUAUAUAAUGAAGAGUUGAUUCCUUGCCUAGAAUCAUUUCUUCCCUCUAAGAUUCAGAGGAUUCAUCGUUUAUUUUUACAAAGCCUACAUAUAACUUCUACAUUAUAGUCAGGGACCUGAGGUGUAACUUGCUAAGUGAACCCCAAGGUUAUUUUCUCUUACAAAAUAAACCUAAACCAAACUAAGGGCCUUACAUUUAUGGUUAGACUGAAUCAAAAGCUAUAACCUCAGUUUUUCCAAAAACAGCUUCUGACUGCAAAGCAAGUCACGCAGUUGUUAGGUAUGAAAUAGCACUGAUCAGGAAAUGCGUGUGCAUCUUGGCAGACUGCAUUUCCUUCCGAAAAGACUUUUCUACUUUUAAUAUAAAUUAAGCCAUAACAGUUUCAUGCUGUGGAAAGAGGGUGAAAAGGUUCAUUUUAAGAGAUUAUAUAAUAUGAAUUUUCACAUUUACUGUGAAAUGUCUAACUUUGCCAGUGCUUCAGCAGGUUUGUUUGGGUUUUUUUUUUUUUUCCUGUGGGGGAGGGAGGGUAGAGGGUGGUGUCAGGGAUGGAUAGUACUGGUUUUAGGGGUUUUAAAUCUGUGAAAUUUGAAAAGGGACAGUUGUUGGCUAUGGUAUUUACUAGUUUUGUAGUAACGUUUUGCUAGCCUGACUGACUUUUCCUGAGCUGAUUUUCAUGCCCGUGGUCCCAGGUGACUGUUAGCCUUUCCUGUUCAGGGUGUCUGCGGAGUAGUGUCUUGUCUGUGUGUAUAGGCAGUCGCCGUGUGUGCACAUGUGUGUCCUUUGAAUACAGAAGCACACUGUGACAACGGAGUGGGGUGUGGCUGGGAAAUGGGAUGCUGAAGCUUUAAGAGCAUUUUUUUUUUCGAUUCAUAACAGUAUUUCCCAUCUUUUGCCUGCAGGCAGGGAAAGUGUACAGUAUUUAUUUUGUUUCUGUUUUAAAUUUGUAAGUUUUUAAGUAGCUUACAUUGGUUAUUAUAGGGGAGGACAAGUGACUUGUUUAAAGUUGUAUUUGGUAUUCCUACUUUCCAAGUUCUGUAUUUUAAAAUAUUGAAAUUAAAGUUGUAUUACUUCUGUUUUGA